UUAGUUGUUAGAUUUGUGCUUAAAAAUUUACCAAUUUAUUUAGUUAGAAUUGUAAAUAUUUUUUUCUAUUAGCUAGAAAUGUCAAAUUAAUAAGAUAAUCAAGACUUAUAAAAGUUAGAAUCACUUCAAUAAUCAUCUUAACAGAAUAAUAUUAAAAGGAAGUCUAGCGAAUUAAUAGAAGAUAGCGAAUAAGGAAAUGUUGAUUAACAAUAAAAUACCAAGAAUAGCUCAUAAAAAAUUUAAGUUAAGGAAGAUAGCAAUAGCAGUGAAAAUAUUUAGUAGAAAUGUAAGAAGGAUUGUUAAAAUUAGAAUGGUUAAAAUAACGUCUCCUAAACUGAGGAUACCAGCUAAAAUAAUUAGGAGUUACGUUUAAAAGCAAAUAAUAAGGAGAAGAAGAUAAAUAGUGAUAUGAAACAUUUUCUCUCUUUGCUACAAAAAGUUGAAUAAGCAAAACUAAAAAAAGAGUAAUUAACUAAAGCAGGUUAAGAUGUGGGAUUUAGUUAAUAGGACCAUUAAAAUGAAUUUAAUUCUAAUAAAGAUGAAUAAGAUGAUAAUUAGCAAAGCUAAUUUAAUGAAUAAUAACAAAAAGAAUCAUAAUGUUAAAAUAAAGAUGAGCAAAAAAAUGAGGACAAUACUAAUGAUAUUAUAGAUAAUUAAGAUAAUUUAGUGUAAAGUAAUGUGAAGGAAUAAAAAUAAAAUAAAUUUGUAAAUUCUAAAUAGCCAAAUUAUGAAGGAAAAAGCUAAUAAGAAGUUUAUAGUCUACAUCAAAAUGAUAUAGAUAUAGGAUUUAAUAGCUAUUCUAUGUAAGAUUUUGAAAGAAAAUAACUUGAUGAAGAAUAUGAUGAUGAUGAAGAUGAAAGGCUAAUAGAAUUUUAAAGAUUAGAAGAUAUUCAAAAAUAAGAAAAUGACUUUUCUUCAAAAAAAAACUUUGAAGAAAUUUAAUUGAGUGAUAAAAUUUAACAAAACUCUUAAGAUUAAAGAGACUGGAAAGAAAUAGUAGAAGAUGAAAAUUUAUCUGUAAUAUAUUCAGAUGCAAAUGAAAGUAGAAGAUCUACUCAUGAUAACACUCACUUUAAUUAGAGUCAUAAAGAAAAAUAAUUAAUAGAGGAAACUAUUAAUUUAAUUACAUAAGAAAUAGAAUAAGAGGAUAAACUUAUCCCAAUCUUAUAAAAUUUUAAAUCCAUUCAAAUGAAUUAUAUAUCAAAGCAAUAGCUUUUAUUUGAAGAGAAUGAGAAGUUAAAAUUAAAAGCAGAUUAAUUAAAUCAUAAAAAUUAGCUUUUAGAAAAAACCAUUCAUUUUUCUAAGCAACAGAUAAAGCAUUUAGAAUCUCAAAAUACCAAAUUACUUGAUGAAUAUGAAUAUAUUUAAAGAGAAGUAGAAAAAAUGAGAUAAUUGGAGAAGGAAUUAAAGCACUCCUUAAAUGAAGCUAAAUAAAUGAAUUUAAAUUUUAGUGAAUUACUUAGAAUCAAAAAUGAAGAGAAUAAAUAAAAAGAGUUUUAAUCGAAAAUGAUAAUGGAAAAUUAUAAAAAAUUAGGGAUAUAAAUGUCUUAGUUUCAGUAAAAUUAUGGCUCUUUAAAUGAAAGCAUUAAAUUAAUAGUGACUUAAGUUCUAGAAUCAUUAAAUACUGAUAAAGAGAUCAAUUAAAAUAGGCUUUUGAGUAAUUUUUCAUAAGAUUCAAAUUUCAAAAGCACAAAUUCAGAUAAAUUUCCUUUACAGACAGAUAUUAAUAGCCUACUUGAUUAGUAAUCCGACUCUUCAUUUUUAAAGAAUGUUUCUUCGCCAACUUACCUUAAUUAUUAGUCAGAGAAUAUUCACAAUUAAAAUAAAAGACUAUCUUAUAUCUAAAGAGCAGGUAAAUUGAAUGAUAAAAAUAGCUUGCAUAAAUCAAAAGACAGCUAUUCUGCCAAUAUUAAAAAAAAGAGACCCUCUAAUAUAUUAAUUGAAUUAGGCGAUAACCCCAGCAUAAAUAAAAGUCCUAUAAAUAAAUCUGCUAGUGUCUCUCCAAUAAGAAAAAAUUUCAAGCCACACUAAUUUAGCAAUCCUUUUUAUUAUAGUCAAACAACAAGAAAUUCUUAAAAUUAGUCUUCAAAAGCAAAAUAAAUAUAAGAAACUUACAAGAAUUACUUAAGUAGUAAAAAAUGA
Messenger RNA from Tetrahymena thermophila SB210, 2142 nucleotides. RefSeq lists its product as hypothetical. The transcript is spliced from 9 exons. The record is from RefSeq and is a predicted model, not a curated record. NCBI's taxonomy places the organism in Eukaryota, Ciliophora, Oligohymenophorea, Hymenostomatida, Tetrahymenidae.